Molecule: messenger RNA, 2250 nt
Organism: Penaeus monodon (black tiger shrimp)
Lineage: Eukaryota; Metazoa; Arthropoda; Malacostraca; Decapoda; Penaeidae
Product: glycerol-3-phosphate acyltransferase 3-like
Biological process (GO): triglyceride biosynthetic process
Cellular component (GO): endoplasmic reticulum
Molecular function (GO): glycerol-3-phosphate O-acyltransferase activity
Source: RefSeq, a predicted model, not a curated record
AUGACGUUUCAAAACAGGGACAUUCGCAGCCACAGAGGGACACACCCACGCGUGAAGAAAGAUGGCGUGCAGCUGACGCACGAACGUUCCGCACCACCUCAUUCACGUGUUACAUCCUGCUUAGAAGUGUACUCUGAAGACCAGUUGGUCUUACGAGCUACAACAUUAAGAAUUAUUGCCUAUAUAGACAUUCCCUGCUAUCAGCAUCUGCCCCCCCACCCCCCGCCCCCCAACUCCUGCCUUCCACGUGCUUUUCGUCCCCAGAUCAGUUGCCAGCGAGACCUUGGGGAGGAUGUACAGAGCUCUUCAGUUGUGAGCGCAAACCAACGAAGGAUGUGGAACCCGGAGGCGCUACGGCAGUGGUGGGAGUACCUCUCCCUGCACUCGGCCUGGGAGAUCCUCGUGCCGGACGCCGUCUGGGCAGCCGUCGGCCCCUUCGUCAUCUGGGGGCAGGUCCUGGUCUUCUUCUUCCUGUUUCUCGUCGCCACCGUCGGCAGGAGACUCAAGCUCAGGAGGAAGUACGUGGAGCUCCUGGAGAGGGUGUUUCAGUUCGCGAGCGUCAAGCUGCUAGUGAUCUGCCCCGAGUCCCCCCGCGUGGGCUCCGGCUCCGCCUCCGGCAAGUUCGAGUUCCAGGACAGCCUCCCGUACGUCGUGGCGGGCAUGAGGGCUGUCGUGCAGGACUGCGUCAGCAGUAGCUUUAGUUCGGCUGAGUUGCGGACGUGGAACAUGCUGUCCAGGACGAAGCGCCAGCGUUACCUCCGCCUGAGCCCCUCGCUCACCGUGUUCUGGAUGUGGGGCUUCGUCAUCCGGUGGGUGUUCCUCAUGCCGGUGCGCGUGCUGCUCCUCGCCAUGAGUCUGAGCACACUGGUGGCGCUCUGCCUCACCGUCGGGUUCCUGCCGGAGAGCGCCUUCAAGAGGAGGGUCAACGCCUGGGUGGUCAGCUGGUGCUUCGACUUCGUGGCCGGCUCGCUGUCCGUGGUGGCCAGGUUCCACAACAAAGAGAACAGACCCACCCACGGGAUCGCCGUAGCGAACCACACCUCGCCCAUCGACUCCAUGGUACUGGCGACAGACAAGUGCUAUGACAUGGUUGGCCAGCGGUCGAAGGGAAUCCUCGGCGUGUUCAUGAGGGCGCUGGCGAGGUCCUCGUCUCACAUCUGGUUCGAAAGGACGCAAGCGAAGGAGAGGUCCCAGGUGGCGCAGAUGCUGCAAGCGCACGCCCAGGAUACCACCAAGCCCCCGAUCCUGAUCUUUCCCGAGGGCAUCUGCGUCAACAACACGGCCGUCAUGCAGUUCAAAAAAGGCGCCUUUGAGAUAGACAGCGUGGUCUUCCCCAUCGCCAUCCGGUUCGACCCCCGGUACGGCGACCCGUUCUGGUACCAGGACUCCUUCGGCGCCUACCUCUUCAGCAUGAUGACCUCGUGGGCCAUCGUGUGCGACGUGUGGUACCUGCCCCCCAUGCGGCGCGGCGAGACCGAGUCGGCGGCGGCGUUCGCGAGUAGAGUGAAGGCGCUCAUAGCUCACCGCGGAGGCUUCGUGCAGCUGGCGUGGGACGGGUCCAUCAAACUGGCGCAGAAGGGGAACGCGCUGUGGCGGGAGAAGCGGACGCAGUGGAGGAACAAGCAGCAAGUUGAGUUCGCGAGGCACCUGAGCGUGGGCGAAGACGAGGACGUGACGAAGGAUGGGGAUAAGGAAGAGCGGGAGGAUAGGGCGAAGGACAGGGGAAAAGACUCGGAAGAGAGCGCCUCUGAGGAUGUUGGCAGGGAGGGGAAGAAAGAGGUCUGAGGCAUGAUGGGGGGAAGCAGAGACAGGGAAACGCGGAAAGGGAAAGUGUCGGAGAUUUGGAACUGGAAGGAAUUAAGGAGAGGAAAACAAAGUCAGGAAGUGAACAGAGGAAGAGGGGAAAGGAGAAUUAACAAAGUGGAUGGGAAACGGAAACCAUGCAAAGGUUAUCGAAAAAAAGAAAAUUAUGAAAUUGCGAAAUAAAAGAGAAAGAAAAGAGAGCGAAAUUAAAUUAAAGAGCAGGAAGAACAAAGAAAGGACGGAAAUGGAAAAAAAUAGUGAAAGAAAAUACUAAAUAAAAGAAAAAAAUGAGCAUGAGGGAAUUAAGAGUUUUUUCCCUCAAAUGCUUUACCGCAAGAUACUCACUGUUGGUGCUAUACAUUGAGCAUGGUAGGUCAUGCAGAGCAAUGAAAAAGGGGAAAAAUAUAAUGUAUGCUGUCAGUCAAUAAAUACCAUGAUAUUAGUUUA